Messenger RNA from Lontra canadensis (Northern American river otter), 1429 nucleotides. It is a transcript of the gene TBC1D7, whose product is annotated as TBC1 domain family member 7. The coding region runs from base 181 to 1062 and encodes 293 amino acids. Lineage: Eukaryota; Metazoa; Chordata; Mammalia; Carnivora; Mustelidae. The record is from RefSeq and is a predicted model, not a curated record. Gene Ontology annotation, molecular function: GTPase activator activity. Gene Ontology annotation, biological process: negative regulation of TOR signaling; activation of GTPase activity. The transcript has 8 exons.
CGGGCUUCCCGGGCGCUGGCGGCGGGCUGCCUCCCUUCACCGCGGGGGCUCUCGUGGGGGCGCGUCCCUGUCCUUGGCGGCCCUCACGUCGCCCUCCUGCCCGCCGGCCGGUCAGCGCGCUGGGCCUGGUUUCCGCUUAGUGUCAACCCGGGUGUGGUUUCCACUACUAGAGAAUGAAACAUGACUGAGGACUCUCAGAGAAACUUCCGUUCAGUAUAUUAUGAGAAAGUGGGGUUUCGUGGAGUUGAAGAAAAGAAAUCCUUGGAAAUUCUCCUAAAAGAUGACCGGCUGGAUAUUGAGAAACUUUGUACUUUCAGUCAGAGGUUCCCUCUCCCGUCCAUGUAUCGUGCGCUGGUAUGGAAGGUGCUUCUAGGAAUCCUGCCUCCACACCACGAGUCCCAUGCCCAGGUGAUGCUGUAUCGCAAGGAGCAGUACUGUGAUGUCCUUCAUGCCCUGGAGGUUGUUCGCCUUGUCAGCGAUGCCACACCUCCGGUUGAAGUCUAUCUCCGCAUGUAUCAGCUGGAGUCUGGGAAGUUGCCUCGAAGUCCCUCCUUUCCACUGGAGCCAGAAGAUGAGGUGUUUCUCGCCAUUGCCAAAGCCGUGGAAGAGAUGGUAGAGGAUAGUGUCGACUGUUACUGGAUCAUCCGAUCCUUCGUGAACCAGUUAAAUAACAAGUACCGAGAGUCUUUACCCCAGCUGCCAAAGGCUUUUGAACAAUACUUGAAUCUGGAAGACAGCCGUUUGCUGAGUCAUCUGAAGACGUGUUCUGCGCUGUCCAGACUUCCUUACGAUCUCUGGUUCAAGAGGUGCUUCGCGGGGUGCUUGCCUGAAUCCAGUUUACAGAGGGUUUGGGAUAAAGUUGUAAGUGGAUCCUGUAAGAUCCUAGUUUUUGUAGCUGUGGAAAUUUUAUUGACCUUUAAAAUAAAAGUAAUGGCUCUGAACAGUGCAGAGAAGAUAACAAAGUUUCUGGAAAAUAUUCCCCAGGACAGCUCGGACGCGAUUGUGAGCAAGGCUGUCGACUUGUGGCACAAGCACUGUGGGACCCCUGUGCACUCAGCCUGAUGGCUUCCGGCGCACGUGGCCUGCUGGGCCACCUUCAGCAGGGACACUGCCUGCUACACUCAUGGAAAAGGCUGUUCUUGCUUUGGUGCUCAGAGCAUCAUUUUUUCCCCAGUAAGGUUGUUUAAGAUACCUGGUGACGUUGUGUUUGGAGCAGCAACUUGUAGUUAUACAGAAGUACAGAGCUCAGCUCUGAACAGCCGUUAAAAAGGUUAUUCCAACAGUACCUCCCCAUUCUCCACACAUCAGCCGGGGAGGGUGGGUGCUUUGAUAGGCAAGUCUGCCCCGCUCCUCUCUAAUUAGCACCACGCUCGUUCCUUUCUAAGGCUAUUUCUGGAAUAAAGAAGAACUUCCUUUUGUUGACAACUCC